AUGAUCAGAACUGGUUCAGAAAGUGAUUUCUUUGGUGUGCAGCAAUACUGUAACUAUCCAGAAGUUUCGAAAAAUUUCAAAACCUGUUUACUGUCGGAUGAAGAAGAUCAGAGCUUUGACAGUUCGAGUGGGCUUCCAAGUUGCACUUUGGAUGUUUCUGACACCCAAAGUCAACAGAGAGUGUCUCGUACUCGAGAUGUUUCUCCCUCGCUUGGGAACUUUCUCAAACUGUCCCUAACAUCGGAAGAGGAUGAAGAUACAACAGAUGUUGAGGACGAUUCACAUGAUUCCAUAGAGCAGAUCUCCAACAAAGAAGAAAAUGUUGAUGAAGAAUAUCAGCCGAUGGGUCAAAAGUAUUUUGGAGACAAAACAAAUUUAGACCCAGAAGGAUGGAUUAAGUAUGCUUCGGAUUCAGAUCCUUGGAAUGAAAAUUUGUAUUCACAAUUUGCUGAUGAAAAUGGUGCUUUACGAUAUGGUAUUUUAACACUUGAGGAGAUUUCUAAGCGCUCAAGCAAUCUUAUUCAACUUCCUGACAACAAAGCAUUUGUUUUCUCCAGACUUCAUAUAGAUAAAAUGGACCUAGAAGACAUAUCUGUCAUGUCAAACUGCAGAUACUUUCUCUACAUUGACAUGUCUCAUAAUUUAAUCAGUGACCUCAACGGAUUAAAUCAUUGUAACUAUCUUAUGUAUCUGAAUGCAUCUCACAACAAGAUCAAGAAAGUGCUGGAUUUUCAACCCCCUUGGUUCUUAACUCAUGUAAAUCUUUGCUGUAAUGAGAUUAAGGAAAUCGGAACGGGAAAUAUUGCUGCCUUUUGGUCUCUGAAACAUCUUGAUCUUUCAUAUAAUUUAAUUGAGAAAAUUGAAGGACUAGAGGGCUUGAGAUACUUGAAGCACCUCAACCUAUCCCACAACUACAUUCAACAAGUGGAAAAUCUCCACUGCCCCAGUCUGCAAGAGCUAAACCUGUCUUAUAACAGAAUAACAGAUAUUGACAAUGAAGACAAAUGUAUGGGAAGUUUGGAAAAUCUGAGAGAACUCGAUCUGGCUCACAACAAUUUGACAUCAUUACAUAAUUUGGAGAACUUAAAGUCUUUAAAGAGCCUGAAUGUCAGUGAGAAUAAGAUAAAAGACUUUAAUGAAAUAUAUAAACUUGAUGGAUUGAAGAAGCUCAGAGAGAUAAAGAUGAGAGGCAAUGGUGUAUGUGCAAGACAGGGAUACAGGGAGUUCCUGAUAUUUAAACUGUCUUCCUUAGAAGUACUUGAUUCUGUUCCUGUUAAUUUCCAAGAGAGAGUAGCUUCAAGAAUGCUUUGGGAACCAGAUGUAUUUACAAGAAAAACUCAUUUACGUGCUAAAUUAGAACUAUGGAAUCAGUUAGCGACACAAACAGUAGAUAUAACCACGACUCCGUAUAAUGACCCGCCAAUUUCCUUGGUUGCUUUGGUUGGAACAUUUGGAAGCAACAAAAAAGAUAUUGCAAAGAGUUUAGAAAUGAAAUUUCCAGACCAGGUUGGUAUGAUGUAA
Molecule: messenger RNA, 1521 nt
Organism: Macrosteles quadrilineatus (aster leafhopper)
Lineage: Eukaryota; Metazoa; Arthropoda; Insecta; Hemiptera; Cicadellidae
Product: leucine-rich repeat-containing protein 23-like
Exons: 6
Coding region: 1-1521 (506 amino acids)
Molecular function (GO): protein binding
Source: RefSeq, a predicted model, not a curated record